CUGUCACCGCCUGCUCUGGCCAUGGCUAGGGCGCUUGGGUUAUAAAUUGGCGACCAAAGCUCCCGACGCGGCCCUGGUCCUGAUGGCGGCGGCGGCGGCCCUGGCAGCAGCCGAGCCACCUCCCGCGAUGCCGCAGGCGUCAGGAGCCGGAGGGCCAGCCGCCCGCAGAGAUUUCUACUGGCUGCGCUCCUUCCUGGCCGGAGGUAUUGCUGGAUGCUGUGCCAAAACAACAGUUGCUCCUUUGGAUCGAGUGAAGGUUUUAUUACAAGCUCACAAUCACCAUUACAAACACUUGGGUAUGACAGCAGUUAUCUGUACUUACCCUCUUGAUAUGGUUAGAGUACGCCUAGCAUUCCAGGUGAAAGGGGAACACACUUAUACGGGAAUUAUUCAUGCAUUCAAAACAAUUUAUGCAAAGGAAGGUGGUUUCCUUGGAUUUUACAGAGGCUUGAUGCCUACUAUAUUAGGAAUGGCUCCAUAUGCAGGUGUUUCAUUUUUUACUUUUGGUACCUUAAAGAGUGUUGGGCUUUCCCAUGCUCCUACCCUUCUUGGCAGACCUUCAUCAGACAAUCCUAAUGUCUUAGUUUUGAAAACUCACAUAAACUUACUUUGUGGUGGUGUUGCUGGAGCAAUAGCACAGACAAUAUCCUACCCAUUUGAUGUAACACGUCGGCGAAUGCAGUUAGGAACUGUUCUUCCAGAAUUUGAAAAGUGCCUUACCAUGCGGGAGACUAUGAAGUAUGUCUAUGGACACCAUGGAAUUCGCAAAGGAUUAUAUCGUGGUUUAUCUCUUAAUUACAUUCGCUGCGUUCCUUCUCAGGCAGUGGCUUUUACAACAUAUGAACUUAUGAAGCAGUUUUUUCACCUCAAUUAAAACAUAUCGUUAUUUCUUUUCCUUAAUAAACUCUCAGAGGGAAAAAUAAAAUGUUAAUUUAAUUUGGGGAGAACAUUACUUGAAGGGGGAUAUUUACCCUGUCACAGGAACCACUGGUAUUUUAGUACUUGAGUUUUCUAUUCAUCACAAAUCAAAAGUGCUUACUAUACUUUUACGCCAAAAGUUAUAUCUUAGAACAUUGCAAAAAAAUCCUAAGCUGAUGCUGGCUAAUCAGUAAGGUUAUUUGAAACCAUUUUAAAGUAUUAUUUGGAUAGAACUAACUUAAAAUGGGAUUCAAAAAGUUGCCAUUAGUUUUAUCAUGCUAUUCCAAGCUUUUAAUUGUAAUCAUGAUUUUCAAAGACUCUAAUGUUGGUUGCUGUUAUUGUUAUUAUUAUUAUUAUUAUUAACAGUCUUGGUUAUAUUGCAGCAGAAUGAUGAGAGCUGAAAUUUUAAGUUAUAUAAAACAUAGGUUAGAAGCCAGCAUUGAAGUAUUAUUCUUAAUAUUUCUCUUCUCAUAAUUCUGCUCCACUGGAUAAAAGGACAAACACUUUUUCUCUUCAUUUUUUGAUAAAUGUUGUAUUCAAAAAGUAACCGUGUAGAGACUCAUCGGUAAGUCAAGAAUUUUCAGGUAUUGCUCAAAUGUCAUUCCCAGUUUCUGAGUGAUUUAAAUGUGUUUUUAAAAGUCAAUGUAUUUCCCAAAGGCAGUAAUAGUAAAUACUGAAUAUCUUUGCUCUCAAAACAAGUUAGCAUUAUAGAUUUGUUUUUGUUAGAUGAUUUGAUGUAUACUAGAAAAUUUAUUUAAAUGGACUGUGAAAUAUAUCCAUUAAUAUAGAUGUGAAUGUCAAAGAAUGUUUCCGAGUAUUAUGUUAUGACACAGCAACUAGUUCUUCCACGUAAAAUAAUUUUAGUGCAAUAUAAACUUAAGUAGAAAUGUAAAACAUGAUCUGAAUUGCUAUCAUUUAUAUUAAAAUGGUUUAAAAUGUAAGAAUUCCAGUUAUGUUUAGAGUAGUUUUUAUGUUUUAUUAUAAGCAUGACAAAAAUGGGAGGGGAACAGUUAUAGUUCUGUCCUCAGAAACAGCAAUUUGUAGAAUUGAUGUGAUUUUUAAGACAUUAGAAAACUAAAUUGAAAGUGUUAUUUCUGCUUCAAUUUUUAUUAUUUUGCAUAAAAGAUUUCUUGUCAUAACUUGGUAAAAAUUUUAUGAACUGGUUUCAUUUUCAAAGUCUUUAUUUUAAAAUAAAUGUGUAUCUUUGUAUGAUUUAUAAUGUACCCACAGGUAAAAAUACAUGUGUUCCUAAAACUAUUUUGUAUAUUUUCAUUUCUCGGCUACACUGUAGCUAAAUACUGCUAUCAAAUCUCAAGAUAAUUUAAAUGUAUAAAAUAAGUAUCUCAGUUAUGUUAACAAUAAAA
This is a messenger RNA of Mesoplodon densirostris (Blainville's beaked whale), 2282 nucleotides long. RefSeq names its product solute carrier family 25 member 16 (gene SLC25A16). Lineage: Eukaryota; Metazoa; Chordata; Mammalia; Artiodactyla; Ziphiidae. The transcript has 7 exons. Gene Ontology annotation, cellular component: mitochondrial inner membrane. Gene Ontology annotation, biological process: transmembrane transport. The record is from RefSeq and is a predicted model, not a curated record. The coding region runs from base 83 to 874 and encodes 263 amino acids.